This is a messenger RNA of Elaeis guineensis (African oil palm), 926 nucleotides long. RefSeq names its product BON1-associated protein 2. The record is from RefSeq and is a predicted model, not a curated record. Gene Ontology annotation, biological process: defense response. Lineage: Eukaryota; Viridiplantae; Streptophyta; Magnoliopsida; Arecales; Arecaceae.
AAGACUCGCUCGCCCUUCGCCACCCAACAAACAAACCCUGGCAAGCAGCAGAGAGAGAUAACAAAAAAGAUGGACAACUCCGCCACCCUUGAGAUCACAAUCAUCUCCGCCGAGGAUCUCCGGCUCAGCCACCGACCCCUCAAGAAGAACGCCUUCGUGACGGUACGCUCGAGCACCCUCAACGCCGGCGGCGCGUCGUCGACGAGCCUGGACCGAGAUGGCGGGAGCUACCCUUAUUGGAACGAGAAGCUCGAGGUGGGUCUCCCGUCCUCGGCGCGCUCGAUAUCGGUGGAGGUUCGCUGCAAGACCGGCACGGGGGAGAGGUUGGUGGCGGUGGCCGCCAUCCCGGUCUCGGACUUCUGCGAGCCGGCCGACUACUUGCACUUCCUUAGCUACAGGCUGAGGGAGAGGGAUGGAGAGCGCAAUGGGAUCAUUAAUCUCUCUUUGAGGAUGAAGGGUGCAAGUCCUUUUGGACGUCGAGCGGAGCGGCCGCCGGCGGCGCCACCGACGACGUGGGCUCGAGGUGAGGAGAGGAGGAAUCAUGGAGUGGCCUUGGGAUAUCCUAUGGAUUAUGGAUACCGUGUGUGAGGAUGGGUUGGAGUGUCAUUUGAUUGAGAAUUGUUUUCUUUUUCAGUUGAUUUUUUUUUUUUUGAAAAGAAAAGUUUCAAAGGUACAGUCAUCAACAUUUGGAAAUUACAGAAAGAUUUCUUUUUUUUUUUUGGUAAGAAAGAUUCUUUUUUUUGGUUACCCAGUUCUUUGUUACCAUGGAUUUGCAUCUUUUUAAACAUUGGCAGAGAGCUACUAUAUAUAUUUAGAAAUCUUAUGGCAUGAUGUGUAUGUAUAUGAUAUAAAUAAAUGUAUUUGUAUACAAGAAAUUAAAAGGAAAUAAAAUUGGCAGAGAGAUACCAUAAUUAGAAAUUUUUUGG